UAUUUACCGUCUACUGCCACUGAUCUUAACUUCGCUCUACGAAAUGUUUUGCCCGGGUCGGACCCAAUCAGGAGCCCGGGGCCUUUGGCCCCGCCCCCACGUGACUCUUUCAAAACCAGCCCCUUUGUUUGAGCUUCUGUGUGUGCUGAAAGUCCCUGGCAAGAGACAACUGGAGCCGGUGGCGGCUUCUGGGGGCUGCCUCUGUGCGUCCAGUUUCCCCCAUAGUGCGUGCAACUUAUCCUCCUCUUAGCCUGCUCCCGCUGCAUGCGAUUUACCAGCACCCCUGCUGCCGGUGGAUGUAAUUUACUCUCCCACCCAUUCUGCCCCCGUGCAUGCAAUUUACCCCCCUCUCGGCAUCCUGGUCCUUGCUUGGGGUGCACGCUUUCCUCUGCAGCUGCUGUACCCGGUGAGUCCUGGCUGCAUGCACUUCCUUCCUCGCCCAGUCGAUCUUGCCCCUGGUGCAUACACUGCCCCAGUUCUAUCGUUCUCCUGCCCCCGGCGUAUGUACCUCCCCAGGAGCUGCGUCCCCAUCCCCACCCCGCUGAGCGGUGCCGCUUGCCCCAGCGAUCCUCAUGGCCCGCAGAGCUGUGCCCCCCUCCCUCUGGUCCGGGAGCGACCGAGUGCGGUUCGGGGAGCGGCUACAGGCCAGCCUGGCCGGGAUCCUGGAGCUCGAGCUGCUGAGAGAGACGCAGAAGGGAACCGUGGAGAGCGCCCUGGGCGUCCGGGAGCCGGCGGGGGCUAUCCCAGGGGGGCAGCGACAGCAGGGAUGGGGCAGCCUGGGGGCUAAGGAACCGCUGCCCGCAGCUAAGCUGGACCGGAGCAAGUCUGAGGACCUGCUGGGCAUCCCUGAGAAGCCGUGUGUCUCCUACUGCUCCUCCGAGAGCAUCGACGUGGGAUGCCAGGCCGGGAACAGGGACAGCAGAACGCCAGCAACAAGCCUGGCAUUGAGAACUGCUGGAUCCAGUGAGCAGCUGCUGCUCCCCAAGAGGCCCAGGGCACAGGCAGAGCCUAACUUCACUGCACCAGAGACCUCAGAGGCCGACUCCAGGCCCAGCUCGGGGUUCUACGAGACCAGCGAGAUGGGCUCCCUGUCCGACUCCUCCACAUCCAUGCACAGCGAGUGCCCAGGGAGCUCACAUUGCAGCGUUGGUUCCCUCUCCUACCUCCCAGGCCUACGGGACAGUGGCUGUUCACGGCCGCACUCCACUGACGAGACCACUGUCCGGCUUCUCGACCUCCGGCUGCAGCGGGUAAUAGUACCCAAUGCUCCCAGAAGCCCCCAUGCCGCUGCCAGGAGACCAGUCUCAACAGGGGACCUGGAGUUCUUGCUGAGCCUGGGUGAGCUUUCGCCAGCGUUCCCUCAGAGCUUGCAGCUCCUGCGGUACAAGUGUGACCUGGUGUCCCGCAGCACCAGCGAGAUCUACCACUACCCCAGCCCACUGCAUGCUGUGGCCUUGCAAAGUCCACUCUUUACCAGCGGCCUGUCCCGGGGCCCAUCCCAGGAGGACCUCAGCGAGCGGGCAGCCAUCCCCACUGUGCAGGAGGGCUCUCCCCAGAGUGGGCCAGCCCCCUCAGAGGAGCAGCGCCGGGCCCAGCUGGACCGUUACAUCGCCAAGCUGGUGUUGAGGUACAGGUGUCGGUCAGCAGCUAGUCGCACGGAGCCUAGCUACCUGGCAGGGCACCAGAAGAGCCAAUCCAUGUCAUCGGUCUGCGGCUCCCCACUGGCAGCUGGGCCGCUCCCUGGCUGGAAAAUCCGCAGGCGCAUUUCUACCUGCUCCCACCUCCGCUCUCCAGAGGGGCCUGACAGCUCCCAGGCGCUGGACGGCCCAGGGGGCCGAGGCUCCACCGCCUCCUCUGUGGGAUCCAGCGAACGCUCAGUGGGGUUGCUCCUGGAGCAGCUCUCGCUGUGCCGGGAGCAGCCGGAGGGAGCCGGCUGGGCUGAGGCCUCGUCCUGUCAUCCCCAUGUGGUCAGGGUCAAGGCCUCCUCCAGGAAGACCCUUGGCACUGAGCGGGAGCGGCUCUACAAGGGCAAGCAUGCCUCGCGGGAGUUGGUGAAGGCAGGCGAGGGUGCGGAGCGCAGCUGGCUCAGCCCGCGGGAGCUGCUUCGCAGGAUCAGCCUCCGGCGCAGGCCAGCUCUCCGGGCAGAGGCGGGGAGCCGCUGCAGCUCAGAGGUGAACGUCCGCACGCCGAGGCCUGUGUAUCGCUGCAGCUCCCAGCACUGCCUGGAGCCCCCAGGCAGACACAAGUGGGCAUCCGUCCUGGAGAUCUCCAGCCAGGCUCUGGGGAGGCCGAAAGCUGAGCCCUUCCCCCCACCAAGCCGCCAGCUGGCCUUCUCCACAGACUCCUGCUUCCCUGAUGGCAGCCAGCUGGAGCUGCAGCCACAGCGGGCUGAGGGGAGCAGUGCCUCCAGCCUCAGUGAGGUGGAUGCUGUCAGCCUGAAUGGGGAUUGGCGACUGCGGCAGCUGGGGCCACCCGGGGCCCGCCCGCUUCAUGCCUCCGCCACACUGGAUUCCAGCAACCUGGCCAUGGCCAGCUACAAACUACACAGGACCCGCUCCUUCAAGGAGCUGAAGAGGAUGGUGAGCCGUUCUCUCAGGCCUCUGGCUCCCAAGGCCAGCGGAGCCUCCAAGUGACUUCCUCUAGCUGCAGGCUGCUCCCGAAAGCCAUGUGGCAAAACCACCACCUAGCCCCAUCCUUUCAGGGGGAUGGGACCCCAUUUACUGGGACUGCAAGCUCUGCCUGCCUCCUCCCCCUUCACCGUCCCCUAUUCAUGUCUCUUCUCUGUGGUAGACAACUGACUGGAAUUGGCAGGGCCUGGUGCUUCACCCACCCCGAUCGCCAACAACUUGGGGAGGGGAUUUAGAAUCAGCCCCCUGCCCCAACGCUGGCAGAACUGCACUGACAAGGCUGGCACAGGGGCACCCUCUCCCUACAGCAUGGGCAGGCCAGAGCAGCCCUCUCCCUGAGAGGCAGGGAGCUUGAAAUGGCCCCCCAACUUCUAAGAGUGGGAGGGGGCAGGAGCCACACUAUCUAAGGACUGUGUCUGGGCUUGAAAUCAAAUGUUCAACAGGUACCACGGGCCCCCUGCAUCUCCCAUAACCUAGGUAUGUCUGGGUGCUGCUGUCUGACUAGCUGCGGCGGGUAGGCGCUCUGUGUGGGCAGAGCUGCCUGGCUCUGGCUGCACCAAGGAGCCUCAUUGCUGGUGUCAAUUCUAAGUGGAAAAAAAUAAAAAUUGAACGUUAAGGAUUUGGAGGGUGUUUUAGACCUGGGGGGUCUGCUGGCUUGGGAAGGGCAGCGCCCCACUCCAGUGUUUAAAUGCUGGCCAGGAAGGCAGUGGGCACUCUCUCUCUCCAUGCAUAGGCUGUCUUGUGAGCAUGGGUGCUCACAUGCAACCCUUCCCUGGCUGUUAGAGCCAAGCCCUGCUUUUCAUUAGUUGCUGUGCCCUUAGCCUUGGCUGGGGGUGCAACCCAGUCGGCUGCUGGCAAAAUCCCUGUGCAUUCCCUACCUUGAUGCCCCGAGCUUACCAGGGGGAGAGGAUCCUUCCUGUUCUUGGGAGGACUUAUUCUAAAUUCUGCCCUUAGGGUAAGUCCAGGCAGCACCUGUGUAAUUGCAGCUGAGGGCUGUGAACUGGACCCCCGGCUCUGUUUCAUGCUGCUGCUGGUCAGAUGCUGCUUGUAUUAACCCCAUGCCAGCUGCCUCCAUGCUAAUAACGCCCCCUCAGAGCCCAGGACUUGUCCCUGGAGCUGGGAGAAAACCCCAGCUGAAAGGUGCUUCUCUAGGUGAAAUUAAUUAGCCUCAGCCUGUGCAUCACGUGAGGCUUACCAGGUGCGUGGGCCCAGGGGCUGGCCUGCAAAGGAGAGACCUUCCACCGCUUUCUCACAGGCUCCUUGCACCCCGUGGCUUGGCCUUCCUGGCCCUUGCUUCCAUCACUCCUGCUGGUGCCCUGUCAGCUUGUGCAUUAAUUCUCUGGGCCUAGGAGGGGGAGGAGAAAGACCUACCAACAGUAGUGCUGCUCUCCCUGAACCUCUCACCUGUACAUCCCCUGCUUGGGGAGGGGUUGUCUGUUGCUCUUGGAGAAAAGGGAAUAAGCAAGGGGGAUAGUAAAGGGUUGGCCCCAUUACUGCAUGAGGUAGAGUCACAGACUGUUUAAGGCCACAGUGGACAACUGGAUCAUCAGGCAUGAGGCACCAGCUAGAGCAGUUCACUCA
Molecule: messenger RNA, 4208 nt
Organism: Chelonia mydas (Green sea turtle)
Lineage: Eukaryota; Metazoa; Chordata; Testudines; Cheloniidae
Product: dapper homolog 2
Exons: 4
Coding region: 573-2633 (686 amino acids)
Biological process (GO): negative regulation of nodal signaling pathway
Cellular component (GO): cytoplasm
Source: RefSeq, a predicted model, not a curated record